GUGGGGACACUGAAUCGAAACCCAGCCUCCUGCAGGCGCUGCCACAGCCACCGCAAGGGCCUCGGCCAUCCAGGGAUCUCCCAGGUGACCUUCGCCCCACCCCAGGAAGCCAUGACAGAGGCCAGGAAGCUGCCCCCACCACUGCCCCCUCGACUGGACUGGUUUGUGCACACCCAGGUGGGCCAGCUGGCCCAAGACGUGAUCCCUGAGUGGUUCCAUGGUGCAAUCUCAAGAGAGGAGGCUGAGAACCUGCUGGAGUCACAGCCACCAGGAUCCUUUCUCCUCAGGGUCAGCCACAGCCACGUGGGCUACACACUCUCCUACAAAGGCCAAAGCAGCUGCUGCCAUUUCAUGGUGAAGCUCUUGGAUGAUGGGAGUUUCAUGAUCCCCGGGGAGAAGGUGGCCCACACCUCGCUAGACGCCCUGGUCACCUUCCACCAGCAGAAGCCAAUUGAGGCGCUCGGGGAGCUGCUGACACAGCCCUGCAGGCAGAAGGAUCCCGCAAAUGUGGACUACGAGGAUCUCUUCCUCUACUCCAACGCAGUGGCCGAGGAAGCAGCCUGCCGGGUGUCUGCGCCUGAGGAGCCCUCCUCAAAGCCAGUCCUGCUUCACCAAUCAAAGGAAAGGAAGCUGUCAGCAGAGACGAGCAGAAUAGCCACCGAGGAAGCCACUUCCUCCUGCCCCCCAAAAGCCCCUCUUGGAGAGGCCCGUCAGAAACUCUGGAGGAACCUCAAAAUGCUCCCCGAGAGAGGCCAGAGGGUCCGGCAGCAGCUGAAAACCCACCUCGCCACUGUGAACUUGUCAUCACUCUUAGAUGUCCGGAGAUCCACGAUGACCUCAGGGCCUGGGACCAGAAAAGGCAGCCAAGAACCGUCAGGGGACACCACCGUAGGGGACAGAGUCUACACAGACCCCUUUGUGGCCACGUCCCUUGAAAACCCCUCAGAGCCUCAGGCGCCAAAAGACAGAAAGAUUCCCACCAGGAAGGCCGAGAGGUCGGCCAGCUGCAAUGAGGUGAAUUCAGGGCGCAGGAGUUGGCACCAAAUGAUAGUGAGGGCUCUAUCCUUCCAGGAGUCCAAGCCCGAGUGCCAGGGCUUGGCAGAGCCUGAGAAUGACCAGCUCCCAGAGGAGUACCAACAGCCGCCGCCCUUUGCCCCUGGGUACUGCUAGAGAAGGGGUCCCCCCCCCGGCUCUGGGACUCUUGGUGCCAGGGGCUUGCCACACUCCUGGAUGUACCUAACAUUUCUACCAUGUCCCCAGACCAUGGCAUUCGGGAGUCUUCAGGAACCCGGGAAAUGGAAUAAAGACGCUUUGGGAGUCUG
This is a messenger RNA of Saimiri boliviensis boliviensis (Bolivian squirrel monkey), 1322 nucleotides long. It is a transcript of the gene HSH2D, whose product is annotated as hematopoietic SH2 domain containing. Lineage: Eukaryota; Metazoa; Chordata; Mammalia; Primates; Cebidae. The record is from RefSeq and is a predicted model, not a curated record. Gene Ontology annotation, cellular component: cytoplasm.